Messenger RNA from Didymodactylos carnosus, 468 nucleotides. The record is from the annotation of a GenBank genome assembly. NCBI's taxonomy places the organism in Eukaryota, Metazoa, Rotifera, Eurotatoria, Philodinida, Philodinidae.
AUGUCCUUGCUUAGCAGUCGUCUAGCAUUGCAUCGUCAUAUAAUUCGUCGAAAUUUUGGUUUAACAUCGAUUAUUUAUCAGAAAACUGAUCCUGUUCAACAAUUAUUCGUUGAUAAAAUAAGAGAAUAUUAUGCGAAACAAAAGAAAACAUCUGAUGGUCUUGUUGAUGCGACAUCAGAAACUCGUAAAAGUUUGGAAGAUACAUUAUCUAAAUUAAAAAAUGCCUAUGGAGCAGAAACGGAGGAUCUUUUAACAUUACCAAAGUAUUCGUUUAAAGAUCCUCAAUUAGAUGCUGUUGUUGAUAAAACGAAAAAGUCGAUGACACAACGCCCAAUAGUAUUAAAAACUGGUGAUUUAGAAAAGUAUAGUGGUUCAUAUGAUACAUGGUCAAUUAAAUCAAAACAAAGUAAAUUAGAACAAGAACGAAAAUUGCAUGAUGAACGACCUAAAGCAUCAUUACCGGGUUAG